Messenger RNA from Carassius auratus (goldfish), 1407 nucleotides. RefSeq names its product protein phosphatase 1 regulatory subunit 1B-like. Gene Ontology annotation, cellular component: cytoplasm. Lineage: Eukaryota; Metazoa; Chordata; Actinopteri; Cypriniformes; Cyprinidae. The record is from RefSeq and is a predicted model, not a curated record. The transcript is spliced from 5 exons. The coding region runs from base 270 to 800 and encodes 176 amino acids. Gene Ontology annotation, biological process: intracellular signal transduction. Gene Ontology annotation, molecular function: protein phosphatase inhibitor activity.
CCCACACCGACUCCAAACACUGAGAGAGGGAGAAAACCAGAGGUCACGCUGAUAAGAGAAAAAAAAAGGCCACCGGCAUAUCUGAGAGACUCGACAGAGAGACAAAUCAGAGAGAGAGAGAAGAGACAACACCACGAGCACUGAAGAACACUGCCUGGAGGACAGGACGCCACGUGUGUGUGUGUGUGUGUGUGUGCAUAUGUGUGUUGAGACAAGCAUAGGUAGAUUCCAGUGAGAGCUGUGAGACUAACAGAGGACGAAAGCACAUCAUGGAUCCCUCGAGUAACUCCGAGGGCCCCGUGGAACACAAAGAAAGGAGGAAAAUCCAGUUCGCCGUCCAGGCAACAGAACCGACUCAGCUGGACCCUCGGCAGGUUGAAAUGAUUCGACGACGAAGACCCACACCGGCCACUUUGUUCAGAGUAGCAGACCAAACAUCUCCUGAGGAUGACAUCUCCACCCAUCAGUGGGUUGUAGGAGAAAAUGGUGUCCUCAAGCCAAAACGAAUCAACCCGAAUAUCUACCAGCCACCCUCAUUAAAAGCUGUGCAGCAGAUGGCUGAAGCUCAAAUGCAGAAAUUAGGUGUGUAUCCUCAUGUAGAGGAGGAAGGGGAGGAGCCUCUUCAGAGAGAGGGGGAGGAGCUUUCCUCAUCCUGCAUACCUGAUUCACAGGAGCAAAGGGGCAUGGCAGAACACCAGCCUGGCAUAAGAAAGACAGGAACCACGACACCGACUGAUGAAGAGGAGGAGGAGGAAGAAGUGGACGAUAUGGCAGAGGAUGAGUGCAGAAAUAUGGACUGAAAGAGCGAAAGUUUGAGAAACUUAAGAGAUUUUUUCAUAAUGCAGAUCCUUGUUUGUAAAUCAGAAUUAUUGUUCAAUGAUUACUGGUCAAUAAUUCCAUCAUUUGAUAAAAACAGCUGUCUGUUUGUAUUCAGAGACUCUAAAAGACUGGCAUUUUGAAAGGGAUCAAAUAACCUCAAACAAAUAAUUCACCCCGACGUUGCCAUGAAAUAGAAAUAUAAGGUCAAAUCCAUCAGCAGUCAUAUUCUACUAUCCCUGCGUUUCAUACAUUCAGACAAACAAGUAGAAAUGUUUAGUUCUAAGAGCAGCGCGGUACAAAUGUGAAGUGUUGAGAAAUGUGUUCAUGUCAGGUUUUAGGCGUGUGUUUGAGUCUCAGUAUGUUUUGUGAUCGGUGCAUUUCCGUGGGUCUACACUGCCAUCUGGAGUACAGAAAAAUGUUAUAAUGAAUUCCAUGAACUAAUUUGCCAAGAACAAUAAUCCCAGAGCACAUGCAAAGUAUUUCACAGCAUUAUUGUGUAGCUUUAUUUGUUAAACCACUGCCCACAUCCUGGCAGUUGGACCUGCACUUCAAACUAUUGUUAAUUUGGCAGAAGAAAAAAAAAAAAAA